This is a messenger RNA of Periophthalmus magnuspinnatus, 5483 nucleotides long. RefSeq names its product phosphatidylinositol glycan anchor biosynthesis, class O (gene pigo). The coding region runs from base 186 to 3443 and encodes 1085 amino acids. Gene Ontology annotation, biological process: GPI anchor biosynthetic process. The record is from RefSeq and is a predicted model, not a curated record. Gene Ontology annotation, cellular component: endoplasmic reticulum membrane. Gene Ontology annotation, molecular function: mannose-ethanolamine phosphotransferase activity. NCBI's taxonomy places the organism in Eukaryota, Metazoa, Chordata, Actinopteri, Gobiiformes, Gobiidae. The transcript is spliced from 11 exons.
CGGUGCUGGAGACACGCGUGAGUUCCUAGCUGUCACCGGUCAGUUUAUCUGAUUGUACAGCGGUUGUCCCAAAGAAGAUGAACCGCCUCAUGUUUACCUGCUCCACCUGGGCCCUCUUGUGUUGUUAACCCACACAUCCCCUCCUCCCCCAGUCCGGAGAGGACGCACAUUCCCCGGCUACAAGGAUGAAGUGGUUUCCUGUGCUGUCCCUUCUCUUUUGGAUGUGUGCUGUCUACAUCACUGGGAUCUAUCUGUUUGUGGGUGGAUUCUUGCUGGUGAGGCUGGAGGUAAAUAGGACCAGCAGCUGCCUAGAUGCCCUCUAUCCCGGACAGGAACUAGAGAGGGACUUUUGCAGGGGACAGCCACGUUUCCGCAAAGCUGUCCUCCUCAUUAUCGAUGCUUUGAAGAUAGACUUUGCUCGAUUUGACCCCAACAACACGUCGCCAAGGCCUUAUGAGAACAAACUGCCGGUGUUGGACGAGACGUUAUCAGCCAAACCUUCCCAUAGCCGCUUGUACCCGUUCCGGGCUGACCCUCCUACCACUACAAUGCAGCGGAUAAAGGGGUUCACUACGGGCUCGCUCCCCACAUUUAUAGAUGUAGGAAAUAACUUUGCUUCAAGUGCCAUUCUGGAGGACAAUCUCAUUCAACAACUUGGUCAAGUUGGUAAACGAGUGGUGUUCAUGGGCGAUGACACAUGGGAGAAUCUUUAUCCUAAAAGGUUCCACCGCUCACUGCCUUUUCCUUCCUUCAACGUGAAGGACCUGCACACUGUGGACAAUGGGAUUCUGCAGAACAUCUACACAACAUUGGAAGGUGAUGACUGGGACGUCUUGGUGGCCCAUUUCCUGGGUGUGGAUCACUGUGGUCACCGGUUUGGCCCAGACCACCCAGCCAUGGCAGACAAGCUCACCCAGAUGGAUGGUGUUAUCAGGUCAGUGAUCAGGCGUCUGCAGAAUGACACCCUGUUGGUGGUGAUGGGUGACCAUGGGAUGACUGACACUGGAGAUCAUGGAGGAGAGAGUCAGAAAGAGACUGAUGCGGCCAUCUUUAUCUACAGCCCCUCCCCUUUGUUCCAGCAACCACAAAACCAGCUUGAGCCUGAGGUGGUGCCUCAGACUGACCUGGUCCCGACCUUGGCUCUGCUGUUGGGAAUCCCCAUCCCGUACAGCAGUGUGGGACAAGUGCUACUGCCCCUGUUUCCUCCUCAUGGGCAGAGUGCAGUUGGUGCUCUCAGCCAGCAGGAGGCACUGUGGAUCAAUGCAAAACAGGUGAACCGUUUUCUGGAAACCUACUCCAGCAUGGCCAAAGACAUCCCCCCGGAGACCCUGUCCCUGCUUCGGGCACAGUUCUCACAUCUCUCUUCUGAGUACAUCACUGCUCACCAGAAGGGCCUCCUAUCCUCCCCACAACUCACUGCCUCCCUCCAAGCUUACCUCACCUCCGUCCGGGACACCUGCCGCGCCACCUGGGCCAAAUUCAACCCUUUCAAAAUGGCCGCCGGUUUGGUCAUUUUAGCCCUGGCCUGCGCUACGUGUCUUCUCCUCUCUGAACUGUCGCUAACUUUCAUAAGGGAAAAUGGCGCGCUUAAAUCUUCAUGUAUUGCUGUGAUGCUAACGGGUGUUUGCGUCGCCAUUGCUCAGCUACUAGCUUGGGGCUACGUGGAAGUUCCUUGGUGCGUCGCUGGCGCCGCUCUUAGCUCCGAACUUUUGUUUAUCUGGAAAGCUUACAGAACUAGAACAGUUACCAAAACUGGAUUGAAAAAGUCCGCAAGUUGCCUUUCUGUACCGAAACUCCUCACUCCAGCUAUAUUAAUUUUGCUGUUACGCUGUGCCUCUCUCCUCUCUGAUAGCUAUGUCAUUGCGGAGGGCAGGGUCAUAACCUUUUUAGUAUUCUCCCUAGCUUUUUACAUCCCUGUUUACCUCAACUGGCACGGUUACCUCUUACCCCAAAUCUACGACUCACCAAAACCGUCCGCCUUGCUUUCUUCCCCAGCUCUGCCCCCUUCUGUUGUGAGAAAAGAAGUUAGUACGCUAAUGGCUAGCUUAGCGCUGGUCAUUGGUAGCCUAUUUCUCUCUCUGUUCUUCCAUGGAUGCAGGGAGGAACAAGGCUUGUGCCAACCCUCUCAAUUCCUGUCGCCUUUAUCUCGAAUGCAAGAUGACAAACUCAAAAAUCUCCACUACAUCUUAUCUGUUUCCGCCCUUGCUUUGUAUACAUUCUUGCUAAGAAGCUGGAUGCGUAACUAUGGCAACCUCAACGCCUCCAGUAUAACGGUUUUCACAGCAAACUGGAUUCUCCCAUUGUCGUCUAUCAGUUUAGGCUUACAUUGGGCUGUCAGCGGCACUCCCGAAGACAGUUUCAAGAAUCUCUCAGAGCUAAUCGGCUUGGCUCAGCUUGCAUUACCUAGGGCAGCGUACUGUUUGCUAACCGCGGGCUUGCUGCUUAUCUGGUUAGACCCUCUCACUGUGUUCAUAAAGUCCAAAACAUCUACGCAAAACAGACUGGCAUCGCGGUUACCUCCCCGUUACAGGGCGAGCAUCGGGAUCAGCCCCCAAGCCGAGCUACAUCACCUGAUACCCCAAAUAUACCAGCAGAUGAGGCAGUCCCUGGAUGAUGGAGAGUUGAGCGGGGCUGGAGAGGAGGAUGGUAGGCCCGCUGUGGAGGCUUAUGGGCUGGGUACAGUCUACUCGGCUCCUCUGCUCCUGUUCUGUGGGAUGUUGGGGAUAGGCUUGUUGUUGCUCCAUCCAGAAGGCAUGGCGCUGGCCUUUCUACUAGUGCUACUGGAGAUGGGAGCAGUGCUGUACAUUCAUGCUUCAGCCAACAAUCUGAGCAGGCCGGGCAAGAGUCAAGCAGGUGGGUUUAACGUGCCCUGGACUCCGGUGGUGCUUUGGGCUCUGGCUGCCACCCAGUUCUUCCAUGCCACAGGUCACCUGCCCACCUUCCCCUCCAUCCAGUGGGGGGCAGCGUUUGUGGGGUUCCCUGAUGGACACACUGGCACUGUUCUCCCGGCCUCUUUGGUCAUCCUCAACACAUUUGCUUCUUACAUCCUCUUAGCAGUCUCUUGCCCACUGCUGCUCCUCUGGCCUCUAGUAUGUGAGGUACGCUACAGCAGAGGAGAGAGAGCCUGUGGGGAUGAGGUGGAGGAUGCAGUGAUGGAGAUCCGACUGAGAGAGAGCCCACAGCAGUUCAGCUCAGCUCUGCUGCAGCUGUCUGCACGCUAUCUCUUUGUACAUGGAGCACAGGUGUUUGCGUCGGUCUGUGCAGCUGCUAUCCUCAGGAGACACCUAAUGGUGUGGAAGGUCUUUGCACCCAAGUUGAUGUUUGAGGCAUCCGCAUUCAUCGUCACCAGUCUAUCUAUGUUACUGGGAGUCACAUUCGUGCUCAGAAUAGACUCUGCUGUAACUCAGUGGUUUAAGAGACUGGUCCCAGAUGCGUCCAGGUAGCAUCUGCACUACUUGUGUUAAAACCUGUGAAGCCCAAUCAAGCCUGCCAAUAUAGUAUGGUAAUGUAUUGGACAAUUUAAAAUGGACACUAACCUAUGGUUGAAAAGUGGAUUCAGCUCUAUGGGUAUUUGAAAAAUGUAGAAUGUUUUUUAUAACUUUGGAUCAUUUUUAAGCUCUGAUAGGAUCUUGGUGCAUGCACUAAAUGUUGAACGCAAAAAGUAAAAUGCACAAAACUCUUACUUACUUUGUUCAAUUGUGAAUAUUGUUUCUAAGCAAAACUGCCAAUGAUCUGCCAUUUUUCUGAGCCGUUACUAUGUGCUAAACUGGUUGCCAGGUUGAGAAAUGGUGAGAGGCAUCAAUAGUAAGCAACCAAGUCAUUACUCAAGCUAAUCGGUCACAAAGUACUGAUGUAGAUGAGACAGUGAUACAAUAUGUACACAUUGGGAAGUUUUCUAGGGUUUGUACCUUUACGAUGGAAUCUGUUUUACCUUGAAUUAACUUUUUAACCACUUUUUGUUUCUAAUUUUGUUGUUUUAAAUUGAUGUCAUUUUCUAAUCAAGCAUUUUGGUGGUUUUCUGGGUGAAAAUGUAGUUUAGUCAUUUAAACUGACAACAAUGCAAUUCUUUGUGAUUGAAGAAUGCCACCACAUUUUGAAGCUUCAGUGGGUAAUACUUUUGCUGACAGAGACGAUGUUAAGCUUUUUGUCAGGUUUUGCUUCAUGUAAAUUGGCCAACUGUUAUUACUUGGGAUUCAGUUUUGUCAUGUUUUUUGUUUUUUUUUAUUUCAAUGCACGGGUCACAAUAUUGAACAAUAUUGAAUAUUGAACCACAAACUGGAAAAUGGUUUAAAAUCUUCACUGUUAGACUCUAGCUUAGCAUAUAUGAAGUGGUGUUCUUCCUGUAUCUGCAAAAGAACGGUAUACUUAACUCUUUUCUUGCUGCGCAAAAUGGCGCUGAAUGAGUGACAACUUGUGUCACAUAGAUUUUUUUAUAUGUAAGGGCUGAUUUUAUGUUUAAAGUGCACUGUGUAACUUCUGGUAGAGGCUCCACUACCUCCUUGUUUCCAUAGAGAUGUUAUUACUUUGCCUGAAAUGUUGAACACAGUAUGGCACUAUUAUAUCUUAUGUUCAAUUCUAGGUGUUUUAUUGCUUAAAAAAUACAUUGAAAAACAUAGAUUCUUACUGUGAAUGAUGCUUCAACUUUGCAGUUUUGAUCUAUAACUAGGCCUGGAGGUGUCACUUGUUGUCUCUACGGAACUGGGACAGAUUUAAUGCCAUACUGUGUUACAUACCAGGCAUAGCAAUACCACUUCCAUGGAGACAAGCAGACUGGGGUUGUCAGAACUAUAAAAAAUCAAAUACUAAUCGAUAUUGCAAAAAAAUCACAUUAACAGGACAAAUUUUGAGCUUUCCUUGACAGAUUUAGAGUGAUUUUGAACAAAUGUAAGACCCUGCGCUAAGAAAUUACUACUAUUUUGUAUAUAAAAAUUAGAUUAUAUUACAAAAAAAUACCAUGUUCAUUGUGAUAUCAAAAUGGAUAUCAAGUAUUGAGGAGUGAAUAUCGAGCUAGCUCCAACAGUUAUAUAGUGCACCUUAAACCAUAAACUAUGCUAAAAGUUAAAAGGCACAUCCAUUGCAAUCUCACCUGCCCGCUACUUUAAUUUUAAACUUUGGUCAAUUUCACAUGAACCCAACUUUUUUUCCCUGAUGACUUUAUGUGUUGUAGUGGGAGUUUUCAGGCAGCUCUGGUCUGAUACUGCAGUCUCCCUCAGCUGUUAUUGCUCAUUAGCUAAUGCAUGAAACGGAAAGGGCCGGCAGGAUUCUCAGGUUGAUUUGUGACACUGCUGUUGUGUGCAUUUCUGAUGAAGGUGGGUGUGAGGGUGGAAGAAUUGAAAUGGUGAUGUAAGCUUUGGGAUGGCCUGACUGUAUUUGUAUGACCAAGCACAUUUGAUUCUGUUCUCAAAGUGUUUAAUAUAUAAAAUGUCCAAUGAACUGCAAUGGUUUUACAUUAGUGUCACUGUGUAAUAAAAUUUUUGUACAUG